UCGGCGCUCGCAGACGCUCGGGGAACAUGGCGGCGGCGGAGCCCGCUGUUCCGGCGCUCCCUGGCAGCGGCGGUGUGGGCACGGGGGCGCCGUCGGGCACGGUCCCGGUGCUCUUCUGCUUCUCCGUCUUUGCGCGGCCCUCGUCUGUGCCGCACGGCGCGGGCUAUGAGCUGCUCAUCCAGAAGUUUCUCAGCUUGUACGGCGACCAGAUCGACAUGCACCGCAAAUUCGUGGUGCAGCUCUUCGCGGAGGAGUGGGGCCAAUACGUGGACCUGCCCAAGGGCUUCACGGUGAGCGAGCGCUGCAAGGUGCGCCUCGUACCGCUGCAGAUCCAGCUCACUACUCUGGGAAAUCUUACACCUUCAAGCACUGUGUUUUUCUGCUGUGAUAUGCAGGAAAGAUUUAGACCAGCCAUCAAGUAUUUUGGAGAUAUUAUUAGCGUGGGACAAAGACUGUUGCAAGGUGCACGGAUUUUAGGAAUUCCAGUUAUUGUAACAGAACAGUACCCUAAAGGCCUUGGAAGCACUGUUCAAGAAAUUGAUUUAACAGGUGUAAAACUGGUACUUCCAAAGACAAAGUUUUCAAUGGUAUUACCAGAAGUUGAAGCAGCAUUAGCAGAGAUUCCUGGAGUUAGAAGUGUUGUACUAUUUGGAGUAGAAACUCAUGUAUGUAUCCAGCAAACUGCUCUGGAGCUCAUUGGCCGAGGAAUUGAGGUUCAUAUUGUUGCUGAUGCCACUUCAUCAAGAAGCAUGAUGGACAGGAUGUUUGCUCUUGAGCGCCUUGCUCGAACUGGGAUCAUAGUGACCACGAGUGAGGCUGUUCUGCUGCAGCUGGUCGCAGAUAAAGACCAUCCAAAAUUCAAGGAAAUCCAGAAUCUCAUUAAGGCGAGUGCUCCGGAGUCCGGUCUGCUGUCUAAAGUAUAGGACAUUUGAAGGACUGGUACCCUCCUCACCACCAGGUGAAGGAUUGUAAGCCCAGACAAGCUCUUGUUUCUACUAAAAUUAAAAUGUUAAGUCAAAAAUGGCUCCUUCUUUGCGGCUCUUAGUAACAUGUAAGCGGCUAGACUACUUGGUACUGGCAUUUAGUUACCAAUGUCAAAGGCUUCAGGUGCUGCCCACCUUCUUUUUCCUUAAUGUGCUUUUAUUUAUUAAAAAAAAUACAAUGGAGGUGCCUGUUUUGUCUAUAUUGUAUACACUAUUAUACCUUUCAAAAGUGCACACUCUGGUGAAGUUUUCUUAAAUUGUGCACUUUAGAGAAAAAAAAAUAUGUAUUGAUGAUGAUUUGACUUUUAUAUUAUUGUAAGAUGUAUGUUAUAAUGUUAAGGUGGAUUCAGGGCUUUCACAUUACAGGUCAAUUGAAAUAGGAUUAUUACACAUGAAUUUAAAAAGAGGACUCUGGUUCCCAUUGUCCACUUCUCAUAAUGUUAUUGAAUUACUUAUUGAGUGAGUUGCACUGAUCUAACCAGACCAAAUUAUGUUGAAUAAUUAUUUGUCUUUAUUGAUUGUACUGAUUUUCUCAUUCUGAUCCCCACCACUAAUUCUCUAUUCUUUUUUUUUUUUUUUUGAUGAAAUCUUUUAUCAAGAAAGAUUCAUUGUGUCAUUGCUUAUUUUAUUUCAAUUUUGUAAACAGAUGGAAUGGUUUGCAAUGCCAUAUCAUUAAUGGAGUAUGUUUUUAACAUCUCUUUAGUAGGACUUUAUCUGAAUUGUCUUUUCAAUCAUCUUGAGUAUACCUUUUAGUAGGGACAAACAAGAUUUAGCAGAAAGUUAAAGGGUGGGUGAAAAUGUAGCUUUAAAAUAUACAUUUUCCAUUUCAUAUUUUCUCUGCCUACCCUCCAAAUGUGGUUAAUGCAAAGGCAUCAGUAGUGAUUGGGAAGUACUAAUUUUGCAGUCAUUGUUACCCUUCAAUAAAUUUAUUUUUAUCAAAUACUUAUUUUAGUGUUUUAAAAUUGUUUUUUUUUAACACUGUGUGAAAUGUGGAACAGUGUUUUUAUAUUAAAGUAAUUAAGGAAAAUGUAUUAUGUGAAUGAAAUUAUUUUGUCCCCCAUAAGAUGGCUCUGUGAGUACUAGUCCGUGGAUUCUAAUAUUUAUUCAAAGGUAAUAAAACUUUGACAUUUAUAAUCUUUCAGCUCAUGGGCCUUUUAAAGGAAACUUCUUUGCAGGUGAGAGCAGAUGGAUUUUACUGAAGGACCUUUUCAUUAAGAGCAGUAGAAAAAAAUUUUUUCCCUUUUGUUCAUGUUAACAAACAGCAGCUGAGCAUUCUUUUUGUCAGUAUGUUUAAGUAUGUCUUCCAGAUAUUUGUGAGUCAGAAAAGAAGAAUUAAAGAUUUCUGCAUGUUUUAAAAUAGCUUUUAAUACUUUUUUCCUUUUUUAAAAUUUUUUAUUGGUUCUUUUUAGUUAUACAUAACAUUAGGAUUCAUCCUGACAUAAUUAUAACAACAUGGACUAUAAUUUGCUCUCAUUCUGUUCCCAGUACUUUCUCUUUCCUCUCCCUCCUUCCUCACUGUUUCCUUCCCUGUACUUCUCCUGAUCUUUCUGCUAUUUACUUAGUUGUUUUCUUUUCUUUUUAAAUUAGUGACCUGUGGACAUACACAAUGGUGAGAUUCACCGUGGAGUAUUCAUUUAUGCACAUAGGAAAGUUAGGUUUUUAAUAAAUGUAGUGCUUCUCAAACUUUAAUUUCAAUGCAGAUUAUCUGGGGGUCUUGUUAAAAGGCUGGCUCUGGCAAUUUUUGCAUCCCCCUCAAAACACACAAACAAACAAGCAAAGAAACAAACCCAAAAGCAAACAAACAAAAAACAUGUCCAGCAAUCUCCCACCAGGGUUAAUUAGAAGGGACCACACUUGGAGUAGAAGGAUUUAACUCAUAAACAACUGUUUCCCCCAUUGCUCCCAGGCCUAUCACAUCUCAACUGAUAAUGCUUUGGUGGUGAAGCCUUCUCACAGCUGAAACCAAUUCUGUAACCUGGCAUAACUAGUUUCUUAUGGCUGUUGUAACAAAUUGCCACAAAAUUUUUGUCUUAAAACAAUAAACUGUUAUCUUACAGUCUGUAGGUUAGAAGUUUAAAGUAGGUCUCUUUGGACAGAAAUCAAGCAUGGUGUUGCAAGGCUGUGUUAUUUUCUGGAGCCUAUGGGGAGGAUCUAUUCCUCUGCUGCUGGAAUCUGCUCACAUAUUUUGGUUUUUGCAGCCCUGUUCCUCCAUCUUCCAAGACAACAAAGGAGGAUCUGGUCCUUCUUAGUCUCAUCUGUCAUGCUCUUCUCCCCGUCUUCCUUCCUACCUAGCUUAAGAGCUCAUGUGAUUUAAGGUCCACUGAUCAGCAGCCUUAUUGUAUCUGUACCUUCAAUUCAGUUUUGUCCUGUGAAACAUAGGCUCCAGGGAUUGGGAUGUGGACAUCUUUGGAGGCUGUUUUGUAAGACACAUUUGCCAUGGAGUGAUUUAGUAUUUUAUUUCGUUUUAUCAUUUGUCCUGUUUCCAUCAUUUCCAUUUGAAGCAAGACCCUUGCACUAUCUAUAUUUAUCUAGAAACACUUUGUACCUCCUGAGUUUUAAAGAUGUACUAUGUGCUGGGCAUAAAAAGAUGCCCCUAAAUACUUAUCGUGUGACACAAAAUCAGACAUAUCAUAACCUUUCAGUAAAUGUGAAUUGAAUUAUGUCAAAAGUCCAAGAAUGUUAAUACAGUAAAGUUCAGAAUAAUUUAAUUGUGAAUUCUGCCUUCUCUCAUCUUUUUUUGUAGAUAAUGCCAAGAAGGUGACAAAGCUUUAUUUUAAAGGAGAACUGAAUUGAUUUUAAUAUAUUAGCCUUGAAAUUGGAAGCAUCUAUGUAACUUUGUAGGAUAAUGAAAUUCUUUUAAUUGAUAAAUAAAGAACUGGAGAACAUAAGUAAA
Messenger RNA from Marmota monax (woodchuck), 3876 nucleotides. It is a transcript of the gene Isoc1, whose product is annotated as isochorismatase domain containing 1. Gene Ontology annotation, cellular component: cytoplasm. The transcript is spliced from 5 exons. The record is from RefSeq and is a predicted model, not a curated record. Bases 27 to 923 code for a protein of 298 amino acids. NCBI's taxonomy places the organism in Eukaryota, Metazoa, Chordata, Mammalia, Rodentia, Sciuridae.